Branchiostoma floridae (Florida lancelet) is the source of this 1908-nucleotide messenger RNA. RefSeq lists its product as uncharacterized. The transcript has a single exon. The record is from RefSeq and is a predicted model, not a curated record. The coding region runs from base 1 to 1908 and encodes 635 amino acids. Lineage: Eukaryota; Metazoa; Chordata; Leptocardii; Amphioxiformes; Branchiostomatidae.
AUGACAGCCCUUACUGACGACCAAGCCAUCCUUAACAGGUGGAGAGAACAUUUUCAGACACUCCUAAACCGCCCAUCGUCUGCGGCUGAAGACUUGCUCCGUAAGGUACCUCAACACGAUGUUAGGCAGUGGAUGUCUCUUCCCCCAUCUUAUGCUGAGUUCCAGAAGGCGUUGAACCGCAUGAAAGCAUGGAAGGCCCCAGGUCCUGACAGCAUUCCACUGGAGCUCAUCUCUCAUGGGGGCAUAGCUGUACAGACAAGGCUAUUCAUCCUGAUCCUGCGCAUGUGGGAGACGAAGGUUGUACCUGCGGACCUGAAGGAUGCCACCAUCAUCACCAUCUUUAAGAAGGGGGACCGCUCCAUCUGCGGAAACUACCGCGGUAUCUCUCUCCUGAGCAUUGCUGGAAAGAUUUUCGCACGGAUUCUGCUAGACAGGCUCCUUACUGUUGCCGAAGAAGUCCUUCCUGAGUCACAGUGCGGUUUCCGACCAUCUCGUGGUACCACAGACAUGAUUUUCUGUGCCCGCCUACUUCAGGAAAAAUCCCGCGAACAGCGACAACCACUCUUCUUGGUCUUCUGGGACCUGGAGAAGGCAUUUGACAGCGUCCCAAGACCAGCUAUGUGGGCAACCCUGAGGCGUUUUGGCUGUCCUGACCACUUCACAGACCUUGUGCAAGCCCUCCAUGAUGGGAUGACUGGUCGUGUGGCUGUAAAGAACACUAUGUCUGAGCCAUUUGCCAUCACUACUGGCCUGAAGCAGGGCUGUGUUCUGGCGCCAACCCUCUUCUCCCUUUACCUUGGGGCCAUGAUCCACGAGCUCCCCGACAACGCCUCCGGUAUCCAACUUCGUUAUAGAAUGGAUGGAGGCCUCUUCAACACCGGACGCCUUCGCUCCCGCAGACACACCACUUCCUUCACGGUACGGGAGCUGCAGUACGCUGAUGACAACGCAACUCCUGUGGAUACAGUCGACGCUCUUCAGAGUACUGUCGAUGUCCUUGACGGUGCUUACUCCCGCUUCGGUCUCACUUCCAACAUAGGGAAGACAAAGAUCCUCGCACAGGGAGCUCCGGGGCAUCCUCCUCCUGACACUAGUAACAUCCGACUCCGAGGUGAAGUACUAGAGACAGUGAAAUCAUUCCCCUACUUGGGAAGCUUCCUCUCAGAUGACUGUACGAUGCAGAAAGACAUUGACAAUAGGAUUCGGGCUGCACAUGCAGCUUUCGGGAGGCUCUCCAAACGUGUCUUCCUAAACCAUGACCUCAGUCUUCAAACAAAGAUCAUGGUUUUCCAAGCCAUUGUCCUGUCUACCCUCCUAUAUGGCUGCGAGGUGUGGGUCCUGUAUCGGAGAGAUGUGAAAAAGCUGGAGCGUUUCCAACAGCAAAAACUCCGUGCCAUUCUGAAGAUAAAAUGGCAAGACCGUGUCUCCAACGAAGCUGUCCUUCUCCAGGCCAAGCUCCCCAGCAUUGAGACUACGAUGGCGCGACAUCGUCUCCGCUGGGCAGGACACGUCAAAAGAAUGCCUACAACUCGACUUCCUCGCCAGAUCCUAUACUCCCAACUAGAAUCCGGCACAAGGUUGCGAGGAGCGCCCAAGCGUCGGUUUCGCGACCAGUUAAAGGCUACCCUCCUUCGUUGCGACAUUGACCACACUAAUUGGGAGACUCUCGCGGAGAACCGGUCUGAGUGGAGACGCACCAUAACGCAGGGGACAGAUCACAUGGAGCAGUUACGACGCUCCGAAGCCGAGACAAAAAGACAACAACGCAAAGAGAGACUACUACUUCCUCGCUCCCCACCCACUCUGCCCUGCACAAAGUGUCCCAGACUGUUCCACACUGCCCUGGGACUGAGCAGCCACCUCAGACACCGCCACCAACAAUUAGCAAAUGAGACUGGAUGGACAUGA